GCGAACGGGUUGUUUUCGUUAGACAGCAUUGCGGUACGUAUUUCACGACGUGGAGGGUCUUAUCCAUCCAAACCUUUUCAAAUGGGCUCCGUCGCCUAGCGUUAUCUCCCCAAAGCCUCCGACUGAAUCGAGCAGGGUGCUCCAAUAACAUCAACACGAGCGGUAAAAGAAGGGUUUACACAAGUCUGUAAAAUGGCAGCCAUUCCAGCUAGUGGUUCUCUUGUUGCCACUCAUGACUACUACCGAAGGCGCAUCGGCUCUACAUCCAGUAGCAGCUCGUGUGGCAGCUCUGAGUAUAGUGGGGAGGUUAUUCCACAUCAUCCAGGUCUGCCCAAACAGGACUCUGGUCAUUGGUGGUCCAGUUUCUUCUUUGGGAAGCAGAACCAGCCUGGUAUGGGAACUCUAACUGAAGAGGCUCAACAGAAGUCAGGGGUGAUGAGCAUGACCAAUGGGCAGGUGACCUGUGUUGCCCGGGAGAUGGUGAAAAGGCAGGAAAGCGAAAUGUGUGAUGGAGGCAAGUCGGAGGUGGGGAGUUCUCCCAAAUCCUGAAUCUGAGACCAGCUCAGGACCCCAACGCUAGGGGACGGAAAUGGCCCCCUCUUAUUUUAUUUUUUUUUUAUUUUAUUUUAUUUUUUUUUUAAAUCUCCCAUGCAUAUAAUGGCUUGUUUUAGUAUUUGUUUUUCUUUUUUUUUUUUUUUACUCGUUUUUUAUAAAUAUAUAUACCAUAAUAAAAUGGAAUAACUGAAACAUGCACAAAUAUUUUGUACAUUUUUACACAUCUGUAACACUGGUGGAGUUACAUGUCUUUGUUACUCAUUAUCAUUGUAUUGUAUGUAUUUUCAACACAAUAAAUUGUCUUAAACAGCCCACUACUGGAUUUUUUAAAAUACUUAUAAAAGACAUUUUCAUAUUUUAUUACAAACCCCCCAUUAACAAUUAAAAGGUGGUUGGCUAGAUACACGAAAAAGCCUUUCUGUGGCAUGAUGACUCUGUAUUUCUUCAGUUAGUUAUUAUUUCUCUGUAUUCAGCAAGAGGUCCCAGCUAAGAGACUGUGACAGGUGCUGUGUUUGGGAGUUUUUGUUGGAGACAAAAAGGCAUCUCAUGUAAAUGUUUUUUUUGUGUGCAAAAUGAAUGAGGCAGAGUAAAUGGCUAUAUGGAUAUUAUACAAUACAAAUAUAAAUUAGUUUUUCUCUAACAUAAAAAGGCUUUUAGAUGUACAGACUUGAAAUCAAAUCUACACUUGAUAGGAGCAACACAUUCAAGUCCACAUAUGCUGUCUGCUGCUCUGUAGAGGAGCGCUAUACAAACUAUUAUUAAAAAUGUUUCUUAA
Messenger RNA from Myxocyprinus asiaticus (Chinese sucker), 1330 nucleotides. RefSeq names its product pancreatic progenitor cell differentiation and proliferation factor B-like. Gene Ontology annotation, biological process: multicellular organism development; cell differentiation. Bases 193 to 549 code for a protein of 118 amino acids. The record is from RefSeq and is a predicted model, not a curated record. The transcript has 5 exons. Lineage: Eukaryota; Metazoa; Chordata; Actinopteri; Cypriniformes; Catostomidae.